GCAUGCGUAGAGAGACUCGGAGGCAGGCUGGGGCCCUUGGAAGGUUCUUAAACUUUGAUUGCUUUAGCUUUAAGUUUUCCCGCUGGUUUAGGGAAAGCGACCCGCAGCCUCAAGGAGAGGAGACAAGCUUCUGGCUCCGGACGCACGGAUAGGCCCGGGGAACCCGUAGUCUAAAACAGGAAACUGCCCGAACCCGGACGAGCCUCCUCCGAGCGAUAGUCAGGAAACGCUUCCCGCGGUGGGAAACAAGGGUCCUGCCUUCCGAGAGCCCCUCUAAAGAUGACUCAAGACCAGCCUUUGCUCGCGGUGCAGGAGGCCCUGAGGAAGUGCUUUCCCGUGGUGGAGGAGCAGCAGGGCCUGUGGCAGAGCGCUCUCAGGGACUGCCCGCCCCUCCUGGCCUCCCUCAGCAACCUGGCAGAGCAGCUGCAGGCCGCACAGAACCUGCGAUUUGAGGAUGUGCCGUCACUUCGGGCCUUCCCCGACUUACAGGAGCGGCUGAGGCGCAAGCAGCUGGCGGCUGGUGACACCCUCCUGGACAGGCUAGGGGAGAGGCUAGCCGCCCUCCUCAAGGUGCGCGAUGUAGUCAGCAGCCACGUGGAACACGUGCUUCAGAUCUAUGAGCAGCAUGCAGACAUGAUCAGCCUCGAUGCUGUCCUGCAGGCUUCAGCUGCAAGCCCCUCUGUGGCUGAAAUGUUGGAGUGGUUACAGGAUAUCGAGAGACAUUAUCGAAGUUUGUACCUGAAGAGGAAGUACCUUCUGUCCUCAAUCCAGUGGGGAGACUUGGGAAACAUCCAAGCUUUGCCCAAAGCCUGGGACCGAAUUUCGGAAGACGAACACCCAGACCUUGUACGAGAUAUCCUGUUGAAUGUUUCCUUCUUCCUGGAAGAGUGAAGAAGCCGUGUGUUUAUCGGGAGACUAGGGGGACGCAGUUGAAGACCGACCUUACUGCGCUCUGAUAUUUCUAAAGAAAUGUCAGCAUUGCAACUGGACUUAUUGGAAAUGUCAGUGCCUAGAGCCUGAGGAUUGUACUGGAUGUUGGGUCUUCUUCAUGCCAGGUCCUGGGUGAGGGCACAUGGUCACACCUUGCCCUUUCCUAAGGCUCAGGGGAGUGGACAGAGACAGAGAGGAUGCAGGAAAGGCCGUGCAGAAGAACACUGGGUGCAGAAGCAACAGCCACAGAAGUGGUAAGGAAGGAAAGGACAGGGGUAGAGAGUGCCGCUGCCCCCAGCAUCAUCCGAAGCUCUGAGCCUCGUUGACACCAGGUCCUGGUUUCGUGUAUUUGUGUCAGUAUCCAACUCCUUGAUGAAAAAAAGUGGCUUUGAUGAUUUAAAGAAGGAAGGGGUGGGACUUCACUGGUGGUCCAGUGCUUAAGAAUCCUCCUUCCAAUGCAGGGAAUACAGGUUUGAACCCUGGUCAGGGAACUAAGAUCCCACAUGCCGAGGGGCAGCUAAGCAUGCGUGCCACAAC
This is a messenger RNA of Lagenorhynchus albirostris (white-beaked dolphin), 1467 nucleotides long. It is a transcript of the gene AIRIM, whose product is annotated as AFG2 interacting ribosome maturation factor. The record is from RefSeq and is a predicted model, not a curated record. Gene Ontology annotation, cellular component: cytoplasm; nucleus. The transcript is spliced from 5 exons. Bases 280 to 891 code for a protein of 203 amino acids. NCBI's taxonomy places the organism in Eukaryota, Metazoa, Chordata, Mammalia, Artiodactyla, Delphinidae.